AGGGUUUAAUUAAGAAUAAAAAAUUGGGGAUAGGGUUCAUCAAUGAAGAGAAGUACACAAGAAAAAUGGAGAACGUACUGAUGCACACUCACUUCGUGCUGGUGUUGAACUCCAAUUGCAGAGAAAGUAAAAGUAGGAACAGUGUUUUCCGGAAACCCUUUGCGAAAUUCCGAUCCCUCACCACUCAAAUUUGCUAUGCCUCUUUCCACCCUUUACCGUCACUCACUCACACAGUUUCAGACUCAAAGCAUAAAACUCUUCUGGUUGAGAAUUACCAUCUUCAUGAAAGUCUCAGAACCUUACUUGCAAAGCUUGAGGAGGAAGAUUCAUGCCCUCUGCACAUACUCACCCAAGAUGGAGAUUGGUCCAAAGACCAUUUCUGGGCCGUUGUCAAGUUCCUUAAAAAUGCUUCCAGGUUUACCCAAAUUCUUCAGGUUUUUGAUGUGUGGAAGAACAUUGAGAAAUCGAGGAUUAGUGAGUUUAACUAUAACAAGAUCAUAAGCUUGUUAUGUGAAGAAGGAAUGAUGGAAAAUGCGUUAUCUGCACUGAAAGAGAUGAAAAUUCAAGGUCUCAAGCCUUCUUUGGACACUUACAAUCCAAUAAUUCAUGGAUUAUCCAUAGAAGGUAAGUUCAGCGAUGCCUUACAUUAUUUUGAUGAAAUGAAAGAAUCUGGUUUAGAACCGGGGACUGAAACCUAUGAUGGUUUGAUUCGGGCCUAUGGUAAAUUUCAAAUGUACGAUGAGAUUGUUAAGUGUGUGAAAAAUAUGGAAUUGGAUGGAUGCUCUCCUGAUCAUAUCACUUAUAAUAUACUUAUUCAAGAGUAUUCGCGUGCUGGGCUACUCCCGAGAAUAGAAAAGCUUUAUCAAAGAAUGCUUUCAAAACGAAUGCAUUUGCAGUCUUCUACUUUAGUUGCAAUGCUAGAAGCUUAUACCACAUUUGAGAUGGUAGAAAAGAUGGAAAAAUUUUAUAGAAAACUUUUGAACUCAAAAACACGUUUAAAGGAUGAUUUGAUUAGAAAAUUGGCUGAAGUUUAUAUCAAGAACUACAUGUAUUCUAGAUUGGAGGACCUAGGACUAGAUUUAUGUUCGGCAUUUGGUGAGAGCAACCUUGUAUGGUGUCUCCGUCUCCUUUCUUAUGCGUGUCUUUUGAGUAAAAAAGGUAUGGAUAUAAUUGUUCGAGAAAUGCAACAUGCCAAAGCUAAUUGGAAUGUUACUUUUACAAAUAUUAUCAUGCUGGCUUAUGUAAAGAUGAGAGAUUUCAAGCAUUUGAGGAUUUUGCUCUCUCAAUUGCCAAUCUAUCAGGUGAAGCCUGAUAUAAUCACUAUUGGAAUCCUAUUUGAUGCAAAUAGAAUUGGUUUUGAUGGUAGUGGAGCUUUGGAAACAUGGAGAAGAAUGGGCUAUCUGUACAGAGUAGUAGAAAUGAAAACAGAUUCUCUGGUCCUUACUACAUUUGGGAAAGGUCAUUUUCUUAAAAGCUGUGAAGAAGUGUACUCUUCUCUUCACCCUGAGGAUAGAGAAAAGAAAACAUGGACUUAUUAUGAUCUCAUUGCUUUGUUGUCAAAACAUACUGGUAGUGUCGACUGUAUGAAACCAAGAUAGUUAAUCCAAUCCAUCUUUGCUUUUACGAAAGAGGAAAUAAUUGUUUAAAAUUGUGACGUCUCUCUUUCCAUUGUUAAGUUGCGAUGAUGAAAAAAAAUAUUAAAAAACUAUUUUGGUAGAAUGAAACAAUUUUGCAAUUUUGAAAUAGAGACUUUUUAUUUUAGUUUUUUGCAAACGUGUUAGAAAUUAUGGCUAAUGCAGAUGCAUCAUUCUCUUUAGGAGUUCCUAGAUUAGGGGGAAAUGUCUAAUCACAGGAAUUGCAGGAAUGUGCAAAAAUUGUGAUGUGUUUUCCUUAAAUGUGUGUUUCUCUUCGUCAGACUCUUUAAAAGAGUUUAUGACUUUCAUAAUAUCUUUUUAAGUUUAUUUCAUUAUUUUGUUAUAACUUAUUGAAUAAGUUCUUUUCAAUUUAUGGCGAUAAAUUUUAUAAUUAAAUUUGUGUUUGGAUAUAGUGUUUAAUUAGUAUUUGUUUAAUAAACUCUUUUAGAAAGUAGAGGUUGUCUUGUAAUAUCAUAUGAUCUUUUGACUCGACGGGAAUUUAUUCUGCAAUUGUUUCUGCUAGUUUUUACCUUCUGUAAAUUCUUCGAAUUUAGAGCUUUAUUGUGGAAGAACGAUUAUCUUUUUUAUGCAUGCUAUGAGUGUGGACAUUUGGUGCAUUACUUUCAAAAUUAAUUGUUAUCUGGAUACUUGCAAUGAAGGUGCUAUUUCUGUCGAGUGGUCGAUGGCUAUGGCAUUUAAA
This is a messenger RNA of Abrus precatorius (Indian licorice), 2334 nucleotides long. RefSeq names its product pentatricopeptide repeat-containing protein At4g14190, chloroplastic. The coding region runs from base 66 to 1598 and encodes 510 amino acids. The transcript has 2 exons. The record is from RefSeq and is a predicted model, not a curated record. NCBI's taxonomy places the organism in Eukaryota, Viridiplantae, Streptophyta, Magnoliopsida, Fabales, Fabaceae. Gene Ontology annotation, molecular function: protein binding.